AGAAGAAAUAUUAAAGACACAGUCUUCAGAAGAAAUGGCUCAAAGGCAGCCUCACUCACCUAAUCAGACUUUAAUUUCAAUCACAAAUGACACAGAAUCAAGCUCUGUGGUUUCUAACGAUAACACAAAUAAAGGACGGAGCGGGGACAACUCUCCAGGAAUAGAAGCAUUGUGUGCCAUCUAUAUUACUUAUGCUGUGAUCAUUUCAGUGGGCAUCCUUGGAAAUGCUAUUCUCAUCAAAGUCUUUUUCAAGACCAAAUCCAUGCAAACAGUUCCAAAUAUUUUCAUCACCAGCCUGGCUUUUGGAGAUCUUUUACUUCUGCUAACUUGUGUGCCAGUGGAUGCAACCCACUACCUUGCAGAAGGAUGGCUGUUCGGAAGAAUUGGUUGUAAGGUGCUCUCUUUCAUCCGGCUCACUUCUGUUGGUGUGUCAGUGUUCACGUUAACAAUUCUCAGCGCUGACAGAUACAAGGCAGUUGUGAAGCCACUUGAGCGACAGCCCUCCAAUGCCAUCCUGAAGACUUGUAUAAAAGCUGGCUGCGUCUGGAUCGUGUCUAUGAUAUUUGCUCUACCUGAGGCUAUAUUUUCAAAUGUAUAUUCUUUUCGAGAUCCCAACAAAAAUGUGACAUUUGAAUCGUGUACCUCUUAUCCUGUCUCUAAGAAGCUCUUGCAAGAAAUACAUUCUCUGCUGUGCUUCUUAGUGUUCUACAUUAUUCCACUCUCUAUUAUCUCUGUCUAUUAUUCUUUGAUUGCUAGGACCCUUUAUAAAAGCACCCUGAACAUACCUACUGAGGAACAAGGCCAUGCCCGUAAGCAGAUUGAAUCCCGGAAGAGAAUUGCCAGAACGGUAUUGGUGUUGGUGGCUCUGUUUGCCCUCUGCUGGUUGCCAAAUCACCUCCUGUACCUCUACCAUUCAUUCACUUCUCAAACCUAUGUAGACCCCUCUGCCAUGCAUUUCAUUUUCACCAUUUUCUCUCGGGUUCUGGCUUUCAGCAAUUCUUGCGUAAACCCCUUUGCUCUCUACUGGCUGAGCAAAACCUUCCAGAAGCAUUUUAAAGCUCAGUUGUUCUGUUGCAAGGCAGAGCAGCCUGAGCCUCCUGUUGCUGACACCUCUCUUACCACCCUGGCUGUGAUGGGAAGGGUCCCGGGCACUGGGAACAUGCAGAUGUCUGAAAUUAGUGUGACCUCGUUCCCUGGGUGUAGUGUGAAGCAGGCAGAGGAUAGAGUCUAGCUUUCCAGUGAAAAAUGC
Molecule: messenger RNA, 1249 nt
Organism: Macaca mulatta (Rhesus monkey)
Lineage: Eukaryota; Metazoa; Chordata; Mammalia; Primates; Cercopithecidae
Gene: BRS3
Product: bombesin receptor subtype 3
Biological process (GO): bombesin receptor signaling pathway
Cellular component (GO): plasma membrane
Molecular function (GO): bombesin receptor activity
Source: RefSeq, marked provisional